AUGAGCAGCAGAACCUUCCCAGGUGUCAAACUCAGCUUUCCAGGAUUACUUAAGGUGAGCGCGGCAGGGAGACGGGUGACGACACGGAUGCAGACUGCAAGCUUUUCGGUAACGACGGAUUCCUUCCUGUGCUCCCUUCUUCUAGUUGUAGCUCUGCACUGUUGCUGCCUUGCAGUUUUGGUCCGGUCGGCACCCGUACCGGCGAGCACGUCUGCUGGGAUGAACCAGGAGUUCAAACAGGCCGUGGAGCGCUCAAAGACCCUGGUGGAGAAAAUUCUCCGUGACAUACCCACCGUGCACGGAGCCACGAUUAACACCCCGGGCCUGACCCUUGACCCCUCCAGCCAGCAAGCAAAUCUGCAGAUGAUGGUGAAAACUCUGGGAAUCCCUGCUGCACCCGUGCUCAAGCAGCUGUCAGAAACCUUCACACUGGAUCUUUGUGUGAACCGCAUGUCUCAGGGCGUGAAUCUACACAAGGACUUACUGGAAGCUGUGUCAAAUAAACUGACAGGACUGACUGAUCUCACAUCUGACCUGCGAGAUCUACAGACACAGAUCGGCAAGAUGCAGGAGCAGGGCCAUUUAAGCAGUGCAGAGCAGUACCAAAGUCCAGACCUGGCCUCUCAUCUCAACGGCGACUAUGAGGUUCAGGUGGCCGAUCACCUGAGUCUGAAGCAGCUGCUCUCCUUCUGUCACGACCUGAUGCGCAGCUUGAGACAGAUCGCCACGCUACAGUAGCUUCAGAAUUAAAUGUGGCACCAGAGGGAGACAUGAUGCUGCGUUCACGUCACUUCUCGUUGCCACAGCAC
Molecule: messenger RNA, 809 nt
Organism: Myripristis murdjan (pinecone soldierfish)
Lineage: Eukaryota; Metazoa; Chordata; Actinopteri; Holocentriformes; Holocentridae
Exons: 5
Coding region: 1-738 (245 amino acids)
Biological process (GO): positive regulation of myeloid cell differentiation
Molecular function (GO): cytokine activity
Source: RefSeq, a predicted model, not a curated record